Messenger RNA from Acanthoscelides obtectus, 1926 nucleotides. The record is from the annotation of a GenBank genome assembly. NCBI's taxonomy places the organism in Eukaryota, Metazoa, Arthropoda, Insecta, Coleoptera, Chrysomelidae.
AGGAACUCAUGGUUAUAUGGCACCUGAAGUAUUAUCAAAGGCACUGCGUACGAUUCGAGCGCAGAUUGGUUCAGUUUCGGUUGUAUGUUGUACAAAUUGUUGAAAGGCCAUUCGCCUUUUCGCCAACAUAAGACCAAAGACAAACAUGAGAUCGAUAGGAUGACAUUAACUAUGAACGUAGAAUUACCAGACUCAUUUAGUAAAGAAUUAAAAUCAUUAUUAGAGGGGCUACUGCAAAGGGAUAUAGAUAAGAGAUUGGGCUGUAAAGGACAAGGAUCGGACGAAGUGAAGGAACAUCCAUUUUUUGCCGGAAUUGACUGGCAACAAGUGUACCUGCAAAAAUACACCCCUCCUCUUAUACCCCCUAGAGGAGAGGUAAAUGCGGCUGAUGCUUUUGAUAUUGGUUCUUUUGAUGAAGAGGACACCAAAGGAAUCAAGUUGACAGAUGCGGAUCAAGAACUCUACAAAAACUUCCCCCUUGUGAUAUCAGAACGGUGGCAGAAUGAAGUGGCGGAAACAGUAUUCGAAACUGUGAACUUUGAAGCUGACAAAACAGAGCACAAGAAAAGGGCAAAACAAAAAAAGCUGUAUGACAUAGAUGAAAAAGAAUCGGAUUGCAUUCUCCAUGGCUACGUAAAGAAACUAGGAGGUCCCUGGACUAGCAGCUGGCAGAUGCGAUAUGCGAAACUGUAUCCGAAUCGAUUAGAGUUGCAUCCCGACUCAGCGAAGCCUGAACUUGUAUUCAUGGAUCAAAUCGAGGAAGUCAGCCCGGAAUUAGUGCAAGUUAAGAACGAGAACUGCAUUGUGAUCAGGUUGCGGGACGGCAAGGUCGUUCUCACGAAUCCGGAUGAAAUCGGCCUAAAAGAGUGGCUGACAUCUCUGAAAUCCGCUCACAAGUUAUCGCAAGAGCUACUUGGUUCAAUGGCGAAGAAAGCUGGCAAGAUAUACGGCACAGAUUCCAACAACAGGAAUACCAUCAUAGCCACAAGAAACGCUAAUGGAAACUAACUGAACGUAAAGGAAAUCACUAUUCGAGAAAAGAGAAUAGCAGGGCGUUAAGGGUCUCUUUGAGGAUGACAUAUAGCUUGACAGCUCUCGCGUAUCCGAUUAUGUAGGCGGAAAAGAAUUGUACAAGUAUUUAUCGUAAAACGGAAUAGCGCGUAAGUUAUGAGUUCGUACUGAGGCACAACAAACUGUUCUGUAGGUCUUGUGAAGUAAGGUAGGGGGAAGUGAAAUACCAAAAUGGUUAGGCGAUGAGUAACUGAAAGAAACGUAUGUGACUAGUGAUUGUAUGUUUACAGAAUGACACUCAUUUCACAAAAUUUUCGUGUCGUUGAAAUGUAAAUGUUUUGACUGUUCACUAGUAAAAAUUCGCGCCAAACUGUGACGUAAUUCCUUUUAUCGUGACGCACGCAGUGUUGCAGAAUGUGGCUCUACCUUUGUCAUGGAUGUGAGACUUUCUUCAAACGCGAGGAAACUAACCUUCAUUUUCUUCCUGACUUUAUAAAUACGAAUUUUCUAAGUACAAGUGAAAUUGAGGAUAAACUGCAUCAUCAUUGAAAAAUAGUUAUAAAUAAUUUAGUAAUAACAUAGUGUAUAGGAAUGUGUAAAUGGAAUAAAAAACAAACGAAGUGUCACCUAGAAGUCAAAUAAACAAAAUAUAUUGUCAAAAAUGUCAAUUGUACCUGACGAGAUUGAAACGUCUAAUCAUAUUAGACGAAAAUACCCCUGGUUUGCGAAAUAAUUGUAAAGUCUGGUUUUAUUGAUUCAAGUUGUCCGAAGAGGUAUUCAAAACAUGGACGCAUAAAAUGAGUACUCCGAUUUUUGUGGCAAAACUUUUUAUUCGACAACAAAGAAUGAGAAAACGUGAUUUUUGGGAUUCAAUCGAAAGUGUCGGCAGGAACGAAAAAACUCUUUAUAUAGGAU